Capsicum annuum is the source of this 5121-nucleotide messenger RNA. RefSeq lists its product as uncharacterized. Bases 527 to 1180 code for a protein of 217 amino acids. NCBI's taxonomy places the organism in Eukaryota, Viridiplantae, Streptophyta, Magnoliopsida, Solanales, Solanaceae. The record is from RefSeq and is a predicted model, not a curated record. The transcript has 2 exons.
CAAAAAGUAGUAUUUUUUUUUCUUUUAGAGGUUUUUUCAAAAAGAAAUUUCUUACCUUUAAAAGGUAAAGGUAAGAUUUUUUGUGCCCUAUGAAUCUUAAAUAUUCAAGCUAUUCUUGCUGAAUGAAUGCUCUGUCAUCAGUUGAUUUCGUCAUUGAGUGAUGCUUACAUGUAGGUAUGUGUUGCAAUUCUCAAGGAGUUAGUUAGAAGUAGAAAAGAGAGUUUACAGUUUAGUCCUCUUGGUUUGUUAUGUAUUUCUUUUUAAUCCCUAAGUGGCUCAGUUGUAAUGAGUACUAUGUGUCAGAGAUGGUGCUUGGCCAAGGCCUAUUAAAAGUACUAAAUGUUUCUGGAAAGGACAUGGAUGAAAAAGUUCCUUUAGCUUGAUUUAGCUUCUCUUUUUCUUAGCCUACAAUUAAUUUUCUUCUAGUUUUUCCUUUAGUCUUCACUGUUUCAUUGCAUUUUCACCUGUUGCAAAUUCAUUUUGCAACAUUUGGUAUCAAAACACUAUCCUGAGCUCUGUGGAAAUCAUGUCUGACGAGAUGAAGGAGAUUAAAGAGAUGUUCGAUCUAAUGACGAUGGAGAUGGCCAAUUUUUCCCUAAGGCAGAAUCAGAUUGAGGAACAGCACGAGAAGGCUAUUAACAGCUUGCGCGAGUCCAUAAACGCGAUCCAAAAAGGAGAUCGAGGUAAAGGGAAUGCUAUCAGUGAGGGAGCCGAGAUCUACACUCCCUCUGGCAACCCCAUGAUAUGGGCUACCUUUGUCUCUACGGGGAAUCCACCAGGGUUUCAAUCUCUAGCUGGCUAUCAGUAUGGUGCUCAAAAUUCCCAACAAUUCCAAACUCCAGCAGGUGAACACUACCAGCGACAAGGUUACAGCAGAGUUCAACCAUUUUUCACUACCGCAGGCCAAAUACCUUCCACAGGUCAAGGAGGAGAAGGAUUUCAUCAUGCUACAAAUCUACCUUCAUCUAGCCACCAGAAUGGAUCCAUGACUAGUCUAACUAAGAAACAAUCACAUAAAAUGUCAAACCCCUCAGAUGAAAGAGGCAAGGAACCAAACCUUUGCAACGAUCCUCCUAAAGGUGAAGUGAAUGAUGACCUUCAUGCAGAGGAUCCAAGAGUUCAGAAGAAGAAAGCCGAGAACCAUCUCAAGAGGUACAUAUUUUUAUAUGCAACUAAUUGAUUCCGUUUGCUCAAGGCUUUUGCGAUGCUAAUGAAUGAUGAAGCAUAUGUUAAAGCCAUUCAGAUUAGGGAAAUCCUUUUUGUACCGAAGGUUUCUAGAAACUCCCAUGUACUUUGUUCUUUUAUUUGCAGCUCAAAUCUUCUAUACUACUAAUCAAUGACGAAGUAUACAAUAAAAUGAUCGGUAUUAGUGAAUACAUUCUUGAACCAAAAGAUUUUCUAGAAAUAAUUCGUGUGUACUUUCAUUUACAGCUCAAAUAUUUUAAAAUGCUAGUCACCAUAGCAUAUUUGAAGUGAUAGCUAUUAGGGAAUACAUUUAGCAUCCGGAGAUAUUCUGAAACAAUUCCCGUUUAAAGCGGGAACUGAUGAUGUUUGUUUCCACUUCCCCACAAUGAUAACACUGAGAACCUCACUCUGUCUUCCUCAAUUUCCUAUUAUUAUAACUAGGAAACGGUUGUUGUGUUGUUUCUAGGCCUUGUAUGUAAUACCAUAAGUCAAAACAAAAACCUAUCACACUGGUUACACCAUUAGGUAUAACGAUGGUGCGUUUCACUUCAGCAGAAGUCCAUGGCAUUGGAUUAUCUAAAUAACUAUCUACUAUAAGGUAUCAUUAUUCUUUAUUUGUCUGAUUACAUUGUCUCAAGUAGUUAUGAACUUUGUUUUUUGACUGCAGCACGUGACUGAUUUGUCUGGAAGGAAAAUAUGGUUCGAAUUACUGGUAAGGACUUACAGAAUAAGAGAUCAAAUUUGAAUGUCUUGGUAUUUUUUUGAGGAGCUGUUAAAAUAAGAGCUCAAAUUUAACAUAACCUGGCUUUUAUUUUCUUUUUAUUUAUUAAGAGUGAAGGCACUCAUUGUAAGCUCUGUUUUGACAACAAAAAAACAUCUGACUGACAUCUUUGCCAUGUAUUUUCUUAUAUCAUUUGAUGUUUACCUUAAUGCUAUCCAUGCUAGGCAUGACCGAAAGUCAGCUUUUGGGUUUCAAUGGGCAAUGGGAGUUAGGUUGCUUUUGUUUCACUUAUAAUUCCUGUCACAUAUUGUGGAUUGAGAAUUGUUUAAUGUCAUAAACAGUCCUCUGUAAUUCUUCAAAGUGACAUACUACUAGUUGUCUAACCUAUUUUGAGUAACAACAUCAAGUGGAACAACUAGAUCAUCCCUGGAGUUUGAAGGAUGCAGACAUCGGUUCAUCAAUUCUUGGGCUAAUCUAGGAUCCAUCAUAGGAUCUUGCGGGUGAGUAGAUAAAGUCUAUCAGAAAAGGAAGAACAAUGUGAUAUUCCAACAGAAUGUGCAGCCGAAAGUAUUACCAUUUCAUCUAAAUAAAGUCCUUUUUCGCGAAAUUUUUCUCAAGUUCUCUAGCAUUUAAAGUGAACGCGAGAAGUGCAACUGAUUCAAAUACAAGAAAAAACAGAAAACAGUAAAGAUAAGAAAGGAACAAAAACAACUAUAAAUGAGUACGAUAAUUAAAAAAUACUAAAGAGUAAGAUUUUUGGAAUGUUACAGAAAGAUUUGAGGAAUUUGUAAGCAAGAUUGUUGGUACUUUUUAGUGAAAAAUGCACUAUUUGGGAUAUGAGAGAAAUGUUAGAGGACACAUAAGGCAAACAAGAAGAGUGAUAUUUAUUCUUACCGAUGUAAGUGACAUUCAUUCUUACAGAUGUAUUAUUGUUUUUGGACUGCAGCACUAUUAUGGUGGCUGUCGUCGAUUAUUUAGUACUUAUAGGUUUGUUAUGAUGUGAUGCCACUAUAUUCUUAUUUCUUUUCCUUUCUUUGCAGUUGCAGCUUCCGUGUGUGAAUUCUCUGUUUCUGCUGCUGUACGGUGUUUCAGUUAGUAGGCAUUAUGCAAAUUUCCUGCAUCAAAUGCUUUUGAUUAUUGCCGAAGGCGUAUAUAGUUGCACUUCUUCUCUUAGUUUAUUUAGUUGACCUAAUACUUCUGCAUGCUUAUUUCUGAUUUUGAUAAUACCAGUCAAAUUAACGUUCAUUUUGAUUACUGAAGCAGUGGGAUAUAUUAAGGUGUCACUGCUGCUCUGUCAAUGGCAUACCGUAUUCUGUUAGUUCUUUUAUAAGAGUUGCUUGUGAGAGAAAAAUGUGCUUUCCCUCAUGACUCCAUUUGGAUCCCUAGAGUUCCGGGAAAGAUGUAUUUCUUUGUUACUGUGAGCAUGUAGAUCAUCUGUUGUUGCAUUGUAAAGUGGCUAAUUGGUUAUGGAGGGUGGCCCUUAAGUUGUUCGGGUUGCAAUGGAGUGCCCGCACCCCCCCCUUCUUUUUGACUCUUGAGUAGUUUUUUGAUGCUUAAUGCACAUCAUGCAGGAAGCAGAAUCAGCCAGUCUUGAGGCAUCAUCAAGAUCGAAGUUGGGAAGUGUAUGUUCUUAAACUCUGCCUAUUAUUUACGACUUACAAUGAUGAUUUUUGAUGGUUGGUACUCACGUUUCACUGACUCCUCCCAUUUCACUCUUUUCAAUUUACAUUGGAUAAGUUCUUCCCUCAUCAAAGACAUUGUAAUAACAUCUUCUUCCUAAAUAAAAUCUGUUCGACGUUAAAUGUGUCUGGGCAUAUGGUUUUCUUUUUAUGAAUGGAUGUCAAGUGACCAUUAUAACACAUACGUGUUCAUUCUUUGUCAACUUAUUUUUCUAUUAACUUUUUGUUUGUAAUUGUGGGAUGUAAUAUUUGGCAUUUAUGAAGUUUUUCCCACUUGAUCGGACACCAUUAUUUUCGCCCUCACUCCUCCUUCCCCACCCACCCACCCAAAAAAAGAUGAACGAGAAAAUAGGGGUUUAAGGUAUUCUUAGAGCAUAUAUAAUCUGUGGAAAUAGUGACAUGCCUUAAGUUGUUACAUGUUUUGAUAGUAAAUAUAUGAGUGAGUAUGCAAGUCAUUCUUUGAUGAGGUACAACAACAACAACAAUUUUAUUAGUUAUUAGGGGAAUAAAACCUCGUAUACAAGGCUUAUACCAAAAGAGAGAACCGACAUCAUAAUGUGAUUCUCUACAAAAGGCAUCCAAUUAUCUAUAUAAACACCAAAAGGAAACUAGAAACAAAAGACUGUUUUGCAACUAUACAAAAUUUUAUUCUACCCCUUCAAACAACCUCCUAUGUCUCUCUUUCCAAAAAACCCACAUAAUUGCUAAUGGGGUAACAUUCCAUGCCCUAGGACUUCUCUUCCCCUUCCUGAAACCUCAUUUAUGCAAAGCCUCAUUCACUGUGCUCAGCAACACCCAUUGUACCUCAAACCAAUUAAGAAUCACCCUCUACAGUCGGUUAGACACUUGACAACACAAUAGGAUAUCUAUAUCUUCAACCGAACUUUUGCACAUGAAACACGCUCUGUCAAUAUCACACCCAUGCUAACAAAUGCACCUCCUUCGGAGCCCCGAGUACUCAUAUAUCCCAAUGAGGGAAAACAUACCUAUCUUUUGCACAUGAAACAAUCUCUGUCAAUAUCACACCCAUGCUGACAACCAUGCUAAGAAAUGCACCUUCUUCGGAGCCCUGAGUACUCAUAUAUCCCAAUGAUGGAAAACAUAAUUUUAUCUCCUUAAUAGCUUCUGGUAAUAAGAGUUAACGGUGAAUAAACUAACUUUGCUGUCUCGCCAUCUCCAUACAUCCGAUAUAUCGAUUAGCAUAUUCACCCCAUACAGUAACUCAACCAAACUAUGAAAUUCUUCAACUCCCAAUCUUGUAAAUUCCUCCUGAACCUCAGAUCCCAAUGAAUGAGGAUGCAAAUCAUCUAAUUAUGCCUUGCAAAGCUGUCAAUAAUCUUUGGUAUCUAAUGCUCAAUAGGUUUGGGUACUUCCUUCUUAAUGUCCCUUGACCAUAAACCAACAUAUGGUGGGAUAUGUUUAGGUGGUUUGGAACUUCACGGACAAUGCCAAGAACGGUGGAAGAGUUGAUUUUCAGUUGGAAGAGCGAGAUAAAGAGGAGAAAAUGCAAGGGGUAGAUCGAGUUUCAUUGAUAAU